This is a messenger RNA of Epinephelus lanceolatus (giant grouper), 2140 nucleotides long. RefSeq names its product FIC domain protein adenylyltransferase (gene ficd). The record is from RefSeq and is a predicted model, not a curated record. Gene Ontology annotation, molecular function: protein binding. Lineage: Eukaryota; Metazoa; Chordata; Actinopteri; Perciformes; Serranidae.
GAUGUGUAUUUUUUGUACACAGCUGUACUGUACUGUAUGGACGCCGAGAACAAGUCAACCGCAGUCUAACCGUGAUUUCAGCCGGUGUUUUAAAGUUUCAGCUCAGAGUCGCGUUGACCUAGCUAGCUUUAGCUAACUUAAUAGCUGUCGGGUAACUGAGCUGAAUUCCCUCAGCAGUGUUCGUGAUUGUAAGCUGUCAUGUUGACCGUGUUUUCCCUCCAGUCGACCGCCCUGAGGCUCUCCUAGCUGGGGUGGAUAUACAUGGGGAACCGUGUCACUAGAGGAUGGAGAGUUUAACCUGGGAUCAUCAUGGCUGCUAUGACGGUGUGGCGUUGCACCAGCGGCCGCUUGCUUGGAGGAUGGGGCCCGCUGCUAUGUGUCCUCCUCGGCUCUCUGGUGGCCGUCCUGAUGCCCCUGGUGGGGGUGGAGGACGAGUGCUGCGCCGCCCUGAAGGGCUUCGCUCAGCUCCGCUGCCAGCUGUGGGGAAGCUCCCAUCCUCCUCCAGCUGUGCAGUCCACCAGCCUUACUGUCCCGUUUACUGCCCUUGAUGUGCUGCCUCUGAGGUCCAAGCCGAGCAAAGAGAUGAAGCUGGAGGCCAAAGCGGCGCUGCAGCAGGCUCUGGAGAUGAAGAAACUGGGGAAGAUAGAGAAGGCUCACAAGUUGCUGGUGCAUGCACUCAGCAUGAAUCCAGACUUUGUGGACGCCCUAACAGAACUGGGGACCAUUCUGGAGGAGGAGAAGAAGGAUGUCGUCCAGGCAGACCACCUCUACACCAAGGCCUUGGCCAUCUCACCUUGUAAUGAGAGAGCUCUGGUCAGCCGGGACCGAACUCUUCCCCUGGUGGAAGAGAUUGACCAGCGUUACUUUGGCAUCAUUGACAGUAAAGUGCGCCGGCUUAUGUCCAUUCCUAAAGGCAACUCUGCACUCCGCCGGGUGAUGGAGGAAACCUAUUACCAUCACAUCUACCACACUGUGGCAAUUGAAGGCAGCACGCUCACUCUGUCUGAGAUCCGUCACAUCAUCGAGACCCGCUACGCCGUCCCUGGGAAGAGCCUACAGGAGCAGAACGAAGCCAUUGGUGUGGAUGUAGCCAUGAAGUUCAUCAACACCACGCUGCUGUCCAGAUCAGGAACCAUAACUGUCAGUGACAUCCUGGAGAUUCACCGACGGGUGCUUGGCUAUGUGGACCCUGUAGAGGGAGGGAGGUUGCGCACCAACCAGGUGUUUGUGGGCCACCACAUCCCCCCACACCCUCAGGACCUGCAGAGGCACAUGCAGGAGUUGGUCCAGUGGCUCAACUCUGAGGAGGCCCUGCAGCUGCACCCUGUGGAGUACGCAGCUCUGGCCCACUACAAGCUGGUGUAUGUGCACCCGUUUGUGGACGGCAAUGGACGCACGUCUCGACUGCUCAUGAACCUUGUGCUCAUGCAAGCGAGAUACCCACCAAUCACUAUUCGCAAAGAACAAAGGGCUGAGUAUUAUGCAGCUCUGGACACAGCCAAUGAGGGUGAUGUACGGCCCUUUAUUCGCUUUAUAGCCAAAUGUACAGAGAUGACAUUGGACACAUUGUUGAUUUCUACAACUGAGUAUGCUGUGGGGCUGCCGGGAGCCAGCCAGGACCACGCCUGUACCGACUGCAAACAGACCAUCCCAAUUCACUGAGCUGGAGACGGGAGGAGAGUCUGAGAGUUCUUAAAAAACAAUCUUACCAUAGAAUGUGUUGCCUUCUCGUUUGGUCAUUUCCCACCAGUAUCACCCCUUGCUUCGGUCUGGGUUCUAGACCUGCUGAAUUCAUCACAACUGUUUCAGGAUGUUGAGUUGAAAUCUGAUUUUGCCAUUUGAGGGUUGCUUUCAAUUAAAAGAAAUCCGUUCCCCACCUUUAGUUUAUGACCAGUUCCCAUAGGAGUGUAAACGAAUUUUAUUUUCCAUCACAAUACAAUCUGAAUUUUGACCUCUGGUGGUGUGACAAGGAAAGUUUUCUAAUCUUGUUGCUUGACUUGAGACGCUUCAGCGCAGAUGUGUGGUGAACAUUUAGUUAAUUAUCUUUGGGAUUAAGGUGAUGUCUCUUAACACUGUAAAGCACUUUCAUGUAUUUGAUUAUUUAUUUCAUUUUAAAAUAAAAGUGUUCUAUUGACUUCCA